AUGGCUGACGGCCAUGAUGCCUUCACAAGGCCGCCGCCCCACAGUGACACGGCCUGGCAGGUAGCAGUGGCUCUGCAAGACAUGAAGUUCUCUGCCGCGCAUUUUGUCGCCUUUGACGGCUUCCGAGAACCUCUUCAUGGCCACAACUACACAGUGGGCGCACGAAUCGGCUCCAGGCGGCUUCAGGCAGAUGGUUAUGUGGUCGAUUUUGGUGACUUGAAGAAGGUCAUCAGACGCAUUUGCAAGGAGAUGGAUCAGCGGACACUUCUUCCUGCAAAGAGUGAUGUCAUGUCCUUCCAGCAGGCCUGGCCGGGUGAACGCCUCCCAAAUCAUGUUCUUGGAAUUCACUGA
Messenger RNA from Symbiodinium pilosum, 351 nucleotides. Lineage: Eukaryota; Dinophyceae; Suessiales; Symbiodiniaceae. The record is from the annotation of a GenBank genome assembly.